AUGGCUCAGCCGAGACCACCUUCGUGGCCCUUGAACAAGGCGACCGAGCCCAACGCCCCCCACGUUCCUUGGUCUAACAUCACAUACUCGCCGGCUUAUUUGGAGAAGAUCCGGCUGGUGUGCCACAGUCAGAAGGAGUUGAAAAAGGCGGGCUAUGUUCUCCAACCUCUCGACUCAGCUCAGAUCACAUCCAAGGCUAGAUGUACGAAGUGUGGAAAACGACGGAAUCGUCGAGCACGACCCAAGCCUGUCAGGACUGAUGCCGGCAGCAAAAACAAGGCACAAACGGAUUUGAUGAGUGUCGACACCGAAAACGCAAUGGAUGAGGAGGCUCCGAGCAGAUCCACCACGACAUCCAGCAAGAAAGUCUUCGGCCCUUGCUCAUACCAUCCAGGUUCCGUCAGAAACAAGGCUUAUUCGUGCUGCGGCCGACACGUCUCAGCGGAGGGCUGCGUCGAAGACCCCGAGCACAGCAUGCCUCCGCAAGAUGAUGCUCGGCUUCAUGAGCACUGGAAAUACCAUCAUACGCCGUCUAUCCCUGCCCAAGUCGCCUCUGCUACCAGUACUGCUACUCCUUCUACUCCCCCUGUCGGGUCUCGCAGAGGUGGCCACAGGAGGGGUGGUCGACAAAGAGGGCAGCCUUUCAUCGCCGACGAUUCAACACGCAGCCACACCCACAGCCACAACCAUAACCACCAACAACAGCAACACAAAAUUCCCCGUUCUCUCCACGCCAUCGCACUCGACUGCGAAAUGGGCACCUCCGCCGCGGGGGACCCGGAGCUCAUCCGGCUGACCGUGGUGGACUUCUUCAGCGGCGCGGUGCUGAUCGACAACCUAGUUUCGCCGUCGGUGCCCAUGGCGCACUACAAUACACGGUACUCUGGCGUGACGGCACGGGAUAUGCGGCAGGCCCUCGCUCGGGGCACAGCGAUUCUGGGCUGCGACCGCGCGCGCGAAGCUCUCUUCCGCCAUUGCGCCGUGGGACCCGACACGGUCGUCGUCGUGCACGGCGGCGCCAGCGACUUCACCGCCCUGCGCUGGAUCCACCCGCUCGUCGUCGACACCUGCAUCCUCGAGACAUACACGUACUCGGGUGUCGGUAGCACCAAAACGCCCGGCGGCCGCAGCCUGCAGAACCUGUGCAAGCUGAAGCUGGGCAUCGCCGUGCAGGUCGGAAAGCGCGGUCACGAUAGCUACGAGGACGCCAUGGCCACGCGAGAGCUGCUCGUGCACUGGGCCAAGGGCAUUCCUGACGUUUAA
Molecule: messenger RNA, 1263 nt
Organism: Cladophialophora psammophila CBS 110553
Lineage: Eukaryota; Fungi; Ascomycota; Eurotiomycetes; Chaetothyriales; Herpotrichiellaceae
Exons: 3
Coding region: 1-1263 (420 amino acids)
Biological process (GO): rRNA processing; ribosomal large subunit assembly
Cellular component (GO): nucleus
Molecular function (GO): nucleic acid binding; exonuclease activity
Source: RefSeq, a predicted model, not a curated record